Messenger RNA from Chara braunii, 3669 nucleotides. The record is from the annotation of a GenBank genome assembly. NCBI's taxonomy places the organism in Eukaryota, Viridiplantae, Streptophyta, Charophyceae, Charales, Characeae.
AGGAUCUUAUUGCUGUUUUUUUUUUUCGCUACUGCUGCUUCACGCUUUGAGGACAGGCACAGUCUCUGUUAGUUGUCGGCUCCUAUACUUUUUUCUCGACAUGGAGGUAGAAGGGGUUGAGGAGGGGGGACCCCCCCCCCCCGAGGUUCAAGUUAAUUUUUGGGAAAUGGAGGAGCAUACAAGGCAAUCGAUCGGACAGUGCUACGACGAUGGUGUGUUUCAGUUAGCGGCAAAUUUGGGGGCGGUGGUGAUUGACGCUAGGGGGAAAAGAUUCAAAGUCAACGCUUCUUUGGAUGAAAUAAAAGAGAAAUGGUUAAAAGAGCGAACAGUUAUUUUUAUUUUUCAAGAUGAAGCCAGGGAGCUGUCGAGAGGAGUGAAGGAAGACCUAAUCAGGGCCUAUGAAGAUGGAUGGGCAGCUAGAAGAUUAUUUAAUCCAGAGCUGCGAAGGGGAAGAGUAAAAUUUGAAGGCCCUAAUGUAGUCUCAUACGUGGCAAAAGCGACCGAAGUGGCCACUUGGCUUGCGCAGAAGGGUACGAUCUCUCUGAACCUAAAAGGCAAGGACUACACAGUGACCCUUAAGCCCUGGAUGACGAAGCAGGAGCUGAAGGAGCUGAAGCUAAGGGAGGCAGAGAACAACUUUUGGAUAGUGGCAUUGAGGGUUCCUCUGGAGGCGAUGUAUUAUGUAGCUUCAGCAGCGGAGGGUUUGGUUGGUGGGGUCAAAUAUAUGCAUCCCCCAGAGGCGGAUAGAACCAAGCCAAAGUUAGUGAAUGUAAAGCUGGAUAUGGAACCACAAGUGAGGUUCAGGGUGGAAGAUCACUUGAUGAUCGAAUCCCCGAGUGGGGAGAUUUGGAAAGUGGAGAUCGCCACCCCGUUCUCAGAUUGGUGCAGGAAAUGUUGGUGGUAUUUCCACACGGAAGAGAACUGUCCAAGGCAGAGCUCUGAUGGUAGCCCAAGGAGAGUUUGGGCAAAUUCUAGGUUGCCGUCCCAGCAGGCUCCAGUGCAACACCAUCAAGGGAUUCAGGUCGAGGAUCAACAUGUGGCAGGUCAAGUUCCGGUGGCUCCUCUUCAGCAGCAGCAACAGCUUCGUCCCCAGCAGCAGCAGCUGAGCCAGCAACAGCAACUACCGAGCCAGCAACAGCAACAGCCGAGCCAGCAACAGCAACAGCCGAGCCAGCUAAGUCACGCCCAGCUCAAUCAUCCUUUCGACGCUUCGGCACCAUCGGUCAGCUCUCCAACAGGUAUCUUGGAAUAUGCCAAAAUGUAUUAUUCUGAUAUUUUGACGUCAAGAAGGCCAAGGGAGGAGGUGGAUGCUGAUCUUUCUAGCGAGCUUGACAUGUGGGAAGACACAGACAGAUCCUUGUCAGCAACCGAUUGCUUAAGCCUAGACCGACCAUUCACAUUGGAGGAACUACAGCAUACGUUGGCGGUAAUGGCUGCUGGGAAGUGCCCGGGAAGGGAUGGCCUGACGGUGGAGUUUUAUCGAAACUGUUGGGAUGCGGUGGGUCCUCCCCUGGUGGAGGUUUAUAACAAGGUGUUGAUCGAAGAGAACUUGGGGGAACUGAUGACUUUCGGGGUGAUCUCGGUGCUGUUCAAGAAAGGGGACAAAGCUUCUAUUCGGAACUAUCGGCCCAUCUCAGUGCUGAAUGUGAGCUACAAGUUGCUGGCAAAGGCUCUAGCGCUGCGUUUGGGUAAGAUUUUGCCGAAGUUGGUGGAACGCGAUCAGGGAGCUUUUGUUCAAGGGAGGUCGAUCUUUAUCAACAUCUUGACAACUAUUGAGAGUAUUGAGGUCUUAAGGGAGGAAAAUCUGAAUAUGGCCGUUCUCCUGUUAGACAUGGAGAAGGCGUAUAACAGAGUCGGCUGGCCGUUCGUGUUGACUACUUUGAGGAAGAUGGGAUUUGGCCCGUGCUUCUGCAAAUGGGUGGUGGCAAUGUACACUACAGCCAAAUCUGCUGUUCAGGUCAACGGCCAUUUAUCGGAAGCCUUCCACCUCUCUCGCUCCCUCAGGCAAGGCUGUCCGCUAGCCCCCCUCUCAUUCGUUCUGCAGCUUGAAGUCCAAUUGAAUCGGUUUCGGAAACACCCACGUAUCCGGGGCCUACGGAUCUCCCCUAGUAGGGAAUGCAGAGUUAAAGCUCUGGCGGAUGAUCUCUUCGUGAUAUCUGAUAACUCGCUGGAAUCUAUGCUGGCCGUGAAGGAGGUACUAGCUGAAUACUCACAACUUUCUGAGGCUUUGGUGAACUGGAAUAAGUCUGUUUACCUCCUUCCGCAGGCCUUCGCGCUGUGUGUGGAAUGGGGUAUGGUUAGGGUGGACCCGGAGAAAGGGGAACGGUUCCUAGGAGUGUUGGUUAGCACUCAGUCAAUGGGAAUGGCCCAGGGGGCGGUGCUGCAGCAAAAGGUGGUGUCUAAGAUUCAGUCUUGGGGAUUUGCCGGACAUCUGUCCUUAUUUGGCAGAGCUAUGGUUGUGAACAUAGCACUGUUCUCCCUAGUUGGUUUUGUGGGAGCAGUAAGAGAGAUCACCGGAAGCACACUUUCGCAAGUAAGAAGAUUGGCGGCGAGGUUCGUGUGGAAACCAAGAGCGAAGGGGCAGGAAGGUUUUGUGAGUAAACUGGCAUGGGACCUGGCUACCUUUCCAAGAGAACAGGGUGGUUUGGGGUUGAUUGAUCCUCAAAGGAGGAACCAGGCCCAGCUUCGGAAAUGGUUAGCCAAUGUGGCGAUGGCGGAAGAAAAAGAAGACUGGGUUUUUCUUGCGGAACGCCGCCUCCAACGAGAAUGGCAGUUGAGCAGAGGAGACGAUGAAGUUCUAGUGCAGACUUUAUUUGAGAACCCUUUUAUUUUGAACAACGAUGGCGUACAGUUCUCAGCUGGUCCGGAAGCAGGGGCCUUUGGGCGAUCGUGGAUAAGGAGAGGUGUUCUGAGGAUUUCGGAUCUGUGGUCCGACCUGUUGGGUGGGUGGAAACCUCUCGAGGAGUUUCGGCUACCACUUUAUGGGCUGAGGAGAGUGGAGGAAAAUUGGAGGACGCUCCUUCAGGUUAUCCUAUCAGAUUGGCAAGCCCUACUAGGCCCAGAGGGUUUAGACCCUCCAGGGACCUGGUAUGCUCCGGUGAACGAACAGCCUCAGGAUGUAGUGUGGAAGCUGCAGGGCCUGUCGGAGAGCGGCUUUAGGAAGGUACAGGAGUGGAAGAGAGUUGGCCCCACAGGUAAGCUUCAGCUGCUGGGAGAGAAGGAGAUCUCAGUAUGGCAAAACCCUCCCCAGAUCCGGGUAGUUGAAUAUCGUGAUGGAAGGAAUCUUCUGGAUUCGGUGGUCUGGGUGGGUAAUGCUCCUCUGUGCUCAUUGCCAAUUGAUCCCAGGGCAUGGGGCUGGAGUCAAGGCAGGCCUUCUACAACUUCUCCGGCCUGCUAUGACCUGGUCUCCUUUUCGACCCAGGAAUCGUAUAAGAUGACGAGAAAUCAAUCGAGAACCCCAGCAGCGGUGGCAGCAGCUAGGUGGAGUGCGGUAUUGCAGUUAGAUCUCCAGGACUGCACAGAAGACUUUGAGGAGCUGUGGAGGGUGCUUUUCCGGAUCGGAAACAGUUAUCUGCUCAGUUAUCUGGGCAGAUAGGAAUCGGGCCCGGUUCGAUGGUCGGCCGAUGGCAGACCCCGAGAUUAAGCUGGCAAUCAAAAGAGGCCUGCGUA